Molecule: messenger RNA, 2350 nt
Organism: Nymphaea colorata (pocket water lily)
Lineage: Eukaryota; Viridiplantae; Streptophyta; Magnoliopsida; Nymphaeales; Nymphaeaceae
Product: wall-associated receptor kinase-like 20
Exons: 3
Coding region: 125-2062 (645 amino acids)
Biological process (GO): cell surface receptor signaling pathway; protein phosphorylation
Cellular component (GO): plasma membrane
Molecular function (GO): ATP binding; protein serine/threonine kinase activity
Source: RefSeq, a predicted model, not a curated record
GUGCACAAGUCAAGCCCGCCAGGCCACAACUCCGCCACCGCCAUUAUCUGCAGCUCCCCACCCCAAACCUUCCUCCUCCACUUCCUUUUGCCCCAAAGUGCAGCUCGACCUCGCUCUUCUUGCAAUGGAUUCAGUUUCCACCUUCUUUGUCCUCCUCCUCCUUUCCCUUUUCGCCGGGAAAUCCACCGGAAAACAAUGUCAGGCCUGCGGCUCCACCGUGGUUCCUUACCCCAUGAGCACGGCGACGGACUGCGGCGACCCCAACUACUCAAUCUUCUGCAACUCCUCAUCCGGGCAGCUCUACUUCUCCAGCAUAAAUGGGUUUCGGUACCCGAUCUCGAAAAUCAACCCCGCAUUCCAGAAGCUCGUGGUCAGGCCGCCGCCGGUCUCCUCGACUUCGUGCUACGCUACCGACUACGCGCAAGGUGGAAUUAAGCUGAACAGCAGCGGGCCGUUCAACCUGUCCGGCGAUAACACGAUCAUGUACUUUAACUGCGCCCCUCGGUUGCUGACCACUCCCCUCGACUGCUCGAAUACCAGCCUGUGCUGGAGCUAUGUCCGGCAGGUUCCGGAGUUCCAGAGCUGCCGGAGCAUGAACAUCUGCUGCACAUUCAGGGCCGGAGGGUCCGCGACGGCCUCCGGUGUACGGUUGUCGAACGCGAGCCAAUGCACCGCGUACCAGAGCUUCGUCAGCCUCAGCCCGCCUUCGUCCGGGCAGCAGUGGCCGCAGUGGCCGCAGGGGGGGAUGGAGUUACAGUGGAGUUUGCCCAGGGAGUUGCAGUGCAGGAACCAGAGCGACUGCGAUGGUGCGAUACCCAAUUCCAAUUGUUCGGCUGACCCUUUGGCGCCGGCGAGUGGGAUCAGGAGGUGCUUCUGCAACUCAGGCUUCCGUUGGGACCCCAUAACCGGAACCUGCAUAAACUUAAAAGAAGAAUGCUACAGGUCUGGAAUAUGCCGGAUCAGACGCAUUCGCCUCAUUACAGGAUUGACAGUCUCGGCCUUUAUUCUGUUGAUCUCAACAAUGACUGCCCUCUUGUUAUACAAGAGACACCUGAAAGUCAGGGAGGCUAAGGAGAGCUUGGCGAGAAAGAGGCAAGAAUUGCUAUCCAACAGCACGGAUGGAAGGUGUGCCAAGCUCUUUAGUGGCAAGGAGAUCAAGAAAGCCACAAACUCAUGUUCUGAGGAAAAUUUCGUUGGGGCGGGUGGCUUUGGUGAAGUUUACAAGGGUACCCUUGAGGAUGGGACUGUGAUUGCCGUCAAAACAGCAAAAAUUGGCAACAUCAAGAGCACUGAGCAAGUACUCAAUGAAGUUCGAAUCCUAUCACAGGUCAAUCAUCGGCACCUUCUCCGGCUUAUCGGCUGCUGCGUUGAGCUCGAGCAGCCAAUGAUGGUUUAUGAGUUUGCCUCCAACGGCAACCUCUAUGAUCAUCUUCAUGAUGGCAAGUACGACUUCCUUAAUUGGAAGCAAAGGCUAACUAUUGCCCACCAGACUGCAGAGGCACUUGCUUAUCUUCAUUUCUCUGCCUACCCACCCAUCUAUCAUAGGGAUAUCAAAUCAAGCAACAUUCUUCUUGAUGAGAAGCUCAAUGCAAAGGUCUCCGAUUUCGGGAUUUCACGGCUUGUUGAUACGGAACUUUCACAUAUAUCCACAUGUGCACAGGGCACACUAGGAUACAUGGACCCAGAGUAUUACAGGAACUUCCAACUAACUGAUAAAAGUGAUGUUUACAGCUUUGGAGUACUUCUGCUUGAGCUCUUAACUUCCGAAAAGGUUGUUGACUUUGACAGAGGAUUGGAAGAAGCCAACUUGGUUGUGUAUGUGCAGAAAAGAGCAAAUGAAGGGAAAUUGAUGGAGAUGGUGGAUAAGGAGUUGAAGGCAGGAGCAUCGGAUCAGAUCUUAGAGACAAUGCAGAAUUUUGGGUUUUUGGCAAUGGGCUGCUUGGAGGACAGGAGACAAGAUCGCCCGACCAUGAAAGAAGUAACAGAGGAGUUAGGCUAUAUCGUCGGUCUUUACGAUGUAGUUAAUGCUGCUGCCGCAGUACAAGAGAAUGACUCCUUUUAAGCUCCUCUAGCUUACAAAGACUGAUAAACAGAACAAGUGAUCGAAUUAGGGAGGCAUCUUUUCACCAAGUUCUUUAGUCUGGCGAAAAAUUUUGGAAGUUUGUCCCUUUAUGUUUUGCCUUUUUUUUUUCUCUUUUUUACAUUUCAGCUGUGGUUACGUGUAUAUGAUCAAUUUUUUAUAAGGGCAGCUUGUACAGAUUGAGAUGCUGUAAUGAAAGGGAUUAUGAAAAUGUCUUGGGCAAUCUCCAACCUUUACAUCAAAAUGAAGCUCAAAAGAACAUAUGUUACU